AUGAAUAUCGAUGCAAUAUCACUAGCACUUGCUCAAAUUUCAUUCACAAUCAAAACAUUAUCAAAGAAAAAUUUCAAAAAUUCACUUGCUGAAAUUGCUAAUCUUGUAUCUGAACAUGGAUUCGAAGCUGAACGACAUUUAUAUCGAACUUUAGUAACUUAUCUUGAUUUACAAUCAACUGAACAGAAUGGAUCAUUAACAAAACGUUCAGAAAAUGUACAUUUAAAUUAUUGGCUACAAGAAAUUUCAUCAUUGAUUUCAAAACCAAAUUUUGUAACUUUAAUUUGUUAUGCUUUUGAUACAGCUAUUACACAAGAGUUACUUAAACUUCCAUCACCUUCCAAUGGAUUUUUUACAUAUUUAUGUAAACUAUCCAAAUUAAAUCGUGUGCAAGAACUUCUUUUUGUUCUUGCAUUACAAAAUUCUACACAUGUUGAACUUCAAACAUUAGCUUGUGAACAUAUUCAAGAACGUUUACCCGAGUUUAUUCAACUUGUUUCCGGUGAUAAUGGUAUAAACGAGACAGGUUUAUCUGAUUUACCUGUUGAAGCACUACAUUCAUUAUUAGUACUUAUUCAACAGUUUAUAUUCAAUGAAUCAAUUGUAUCAGUGAUUAACAUGGAAGAAUAUGAAAAUUUUCUUAAUGUUCUUCGAAAAGAAUAUCCAAGAGAACGUCUUUGCAAUAGUAGCUCAUUAAUACUUUUACCAUUACUGUAUUCAUCUAAUCCUUUAACAACAGAUCUUACUUCUAGUCAAAUAUUAUCGGAUUCAAGUAAUCUUUCAACAACCGUGUGGCAAAUGGAUGGCUCAUUAGCUGAUGUUAUUCUUGAAAUGGGUUAUAAUUUUACUGCAUGUGUUGAAGAUUGUCGAAAUGCACUUGUUCAUUUUGGUUUACAAGAAUUAAAACCAAUAACAAUUGCUCGAAUGCUUUCAGCUAUGAUUAAAACUUCUUCAGGCCUAAAUGAAAAUACACAUAUCUACGAUUAUAAUGGUGUUGAUAUCACAACAAAUAAUGAAAAGGAUUCUUCACAAACAUGGAAUGUUGAUACAUUUGUACUUGCAAUAAAUGAUUUAGUACCAACCGUGAAUUGGAAAGAUGUUGUUAAAGAACUUGAUCAUCCUGGUUUUAUUGUACGUGAUCGACAAGCAUUAGUACUUCUUGUUUCAGCACUUCGCCGAGCUAUACCAACUGAACUUUAUAUUGAUUUAUUGUAUGGACGAUGGCAAAAUGUAGAAGGACAAUUAUCAUGGUUAAUUCAAGCAAUUCGUUAUCCCGAUGUAUUUUGUUUCGGUGAUCAUCCAGCGCAUCCGGUUUUGAUUGAUUGUCUUAAACAUCCACUUGAUGAUACAAAAGAUACAUGGACUUGGCGUUCAUUAAAUUUAAUUGAGUGUUUAUUACGUAUUGCUGAUACUGGUUUAUAUUCAACUGUAUUGGAAAUAUUUAAACAUAGUAUACAACGUUCCGGUGAACUUAUUUUUCUUGGAUUAUUGCAACUUCCUACUGUAUGGACAACAUUAAAACAAGAAUUACUACAAUUAAUCAUUCCAACUUUUCUUGCCAAUAGUCCUAAUGCAAAUCCAUUACUUAGUUAUAUGUGGAAUUUACAACAUCAUACAAAUGCUUUACGUACAACUCUCUUAACAUGUUUAGCUGAUUGGUAUAAUCGAGCAAAUGAUAAUGAACAACAACAACGUCUUGGUCGUGUUCUUGAAGUUGUACAAGAUUUAAAAACUUUACCAACAUUACUUGGAGCACAACCAAUGCCAUUUAUACUAGAUCUUGCUUGUUUAGCAUCUAGACGUGGUUAUUUAAAGUUAGAUAAAUGGUUAUCAGAUAAAUUACGUGAACAUCAUGAAUUAUUUAUUCAAACAACAAUUCAAUAUAUACGUAAAAAAGCUCCACAAUUACUUCUUCCACCACCUCAAUCAAAAGAUGAUAUUAAUUUUAAACCAAUUUUAAAUGCUGAAACAAUUAAUGUUCUUUUAGCUGUUCUACAAUUAGCAUUACCAUCAAUAACGAAUGGUGAUCUCUGUCAAGAAAUACAAACAAUGUUAUCAACAGCAAAAGUUUUUAAUGCAUUCACAUCAACAAUAAAUUCGUCUUCAUCAACAGGAAAUAUGUUUUCAACUACAAAUCUUAAUGAACAACCUUUACAACGACCAGGACCUAUGUCAUUACCGCUUAAUUCUCAACAAUUAUAUCAUCAUGCAACAGCAUUUACACCAUCACCUACAAAUCCAUCAGGUGGACUAUCAUUAAUAAGUCAACUUCGUUCAUUACAAGGUUCCACUGGUAAUGAUUCAUUAGCAAUUGGUUCAUCCUCUUCAACAACAACACCAACAACAACGACAACAACAUCCAUGGGUGAAAUUGCUGAUGUUGAUGUUUAUUUUAAACGAUUAUAUUCCAAAACAAAUAAUCCACCACCUAUAUCCGUUGAUGAAUUUCUUGACAUCAUGGCACGUUGUAAAGAUUCUCAAAUUCAACGUGAAAAAGAAGUAUUUCAUAAUGGUAUAAGAAAUUUAUUUGAAGAAUAUAAAUUUUAUACACAAUAUCCUGAACGUGAAUUACAUUUAACAGCACAAUUGUUUGGUGGACUUUUUGAACGAAAUUUAUUUCCAAAUACAGCAUUACUUGCAGCAUUUCGAGCAAUAUUAGAAGGUUUAAAAAAACCUGUAGGAACAAAUCUAUGGAAUUUUGCUGUUACAGCACUUGAGAGAUGCAAAGCAAGAAUUCGGGAACAACCAACAUUUGUCCAAGGUUUACGAAGUGUACCAACUUAUUCUGAAAUUCCUUUAAAUAUCCGUGAUUAUCUUGAGUAUGGUACUAAAACAAGUAUACAACAACAAUUUGAUCCAUUACGUACAUUAACACCAACAUCAAAUUUACCACCACCAACAACUGCGAGUCCUCAACCACAGAUGUCUCAUUCACCAAUGAAUGCAGCAAGUAUGUUUCCACGAAUGACUAGUGGUCCACCAAUUCUUAAUCAACAACAAUAUGCACCGGGAAAUACUGGUGGUGUAGGAAGAGAAAAUCCAGCACAAAAAGGACCAUCAUUAACCCAAAAUGCAAAUAUUCGAACAUUAACAAGUGAUCCAAGUUAUAAUCUUGUACGAGUUAAACCACCACCCGAACAAAUUAAUGAUAAAGUUUCUUUUACAUUCAAUAAUUUAUCAUUUGCUAAUCUAUCUCAAAAAUCAGAGGAAUUAAAAGACGUUUUAGGUAAUGAUGAUCAAUUAUGGAAAUGGGUUGCACAAUAUUUAGUUAUGAAACGUGCUUCAAUUGAACCAAAUUUUCAUUCAUUAUAUGCUGGUUUUAUAAAUACAGUUAAUGUUAAUAUUCUCUAUGAUACUGUAUUAACUGAAACACAUCGAAAUAUAAAAAUUCUUUUAUUAUGUGAUAAACAAAUGAAUAAUAUACCAGAUCGUGCAUUAUUAAAAAAUCUUGGUCAUUGGCUUGGUAUAAUAACUAUUGCGAAAAAUAAACCAAUUCUCGCUACAGAUUUAGAAAUCAAAUCGAUAAUUAUUGAAGCAUAUCAUAUGGGUUCACAAGAAUUAUUAUAUAUUAUACCAUUUGUAGCAAAAAUUUUAGAAUCAUGUACUCGAAGCAAAAUUUUUCAACAACCAAAUCCAUGGUUAAUGGGAAUUAUGUCUGUUCUUGCUGAAAUGCAUUCAUCACCUGAUUUUAAAUUAAAUUUAAAAUUUGAAAUUGAAGUUCUUUGUAGACAAUUACAAAUCCAAUUAAAUGAUCUUCCAAUUCAUCAUAUGUUAGCUAAUAAAGAAUAUUUCGAUAAAAUCGAAAAACAAUUAUCAAAUAAUAAUCGUCAAUCACCUGGAUUAUCAUCUUUAAUAUAUCAAUCUCAACAAUCUAAUAGUGCAACAACAGGAUCAACAUCAUCUCUUUAUAAUGAUCCAGCUAUUCUUAAUUAUCAUCAAUUACCAUCGAGUCAACAAAAUUCAACAUCAAAUACAUCUGUAUCUUCAAGUCUAUUAUCAAUACCUAUUCAACAACAAACAUUACCAACGUCAUCAUCAUCUUCAUCAACAUCAGGAUCAUCACUUCCACCUGUACCAAAAUAUAAAUUAUCAGAUUUUAAACCAUCUAUAUUUCAAUCAUUAAGUUCAAUGCUUGAAAUCAAUCCAAAUAUUCUUCUUUUUCAACAUCAUCCACGUCUUAAAACAUAUAUUCAUUCACCUAUUGAACAAGCUAUUAAUGAAAGUCUUCAAACUGUUCAACGUUCACUUAAAGUAGCAACAAGUGCAGCUGAAACAAUUGUUAAAAAAGAUUUUCUUUUAAAUCCUGAUGAACAACAAUUACGUACAUCAGCACGUAAUAUGGUUGCUUAUUUAAGUAGUGGCCUUGUUUUAAUAACAGCACGUCCAGCAUUACAAGAUCAAAUUCAAUCAUAUAUUAAAACACAUUUACAAACAGUUCUUGGUGUACCACAAGCAGCAUCAACAAAUUCAACAACAACAACAUCAACAACAAAUAAUAAUAAUACUAAUGAUCCAUCAUCAUCAUCAUCAGCCGUUACAACAAAUGGUACAGGAACAGAUCAAUUAUCAAGUCAAACACGUGAUAUGAUACAACAAGCAGCAACAGAAAUUGCAGCAUCAAAUAUUGAAUUAUGUUGUUGUCUUUUACAAAGAAUAACAAUACAUCGAGCUAUACAAUUAAUUGAUCAACGUUUAGCAAGUGAUAUUGAAAUUCGACAACGUUGCCGAUUAGAAGGAAGACAAUUACCAUCAGCAUCAAGUGUAGCUGAAUUUCAGUCAGAUAGAUUAAUCGAACCAAUACGUUUACGUUAUGGACCAUUAUCAUCACAUCAAUUAGCUAUUUAUGAAGAUUUUGUUCAUUUUAUUCCAGGUUUUAAACCAAGUGAUAAUGAAAAACGAGAUCUUGUUGCCAUGGAUGAAACUGGCCCAUCUGUAUGGGAUCGUUUAAUUGCUGAAAUUGAUCAAACAAUUCAAACUCAACAUAAUCAAACAUUUGCCAGUGCAUUACAACGAUUAUUAGAAAGUGUUAAUGUUUUACGUACUAAUUUACAUAAUCAAUCAUCAACAAAUGCACCACAAGCAGCAUUAAGUAAUGUAUUAAAUAUAAUUAUCUAUAAUUUACUUGAACAUUAUACACAUCAAUCACAAAAUCAAGAUGGUGAAAAUUUAGAACGUUUUAAAAAUGUUCAUAUGAGUGUAUUAAAAUUACUUGUUGAAAUACGUUUACAUAUGACACUUAUUAUUAAACAAUUAACUAAAGCAUGGUUAGAAUGUCCAAAUGAUCUUAAAUUUAAUGUUUAUGCUGUUCAUCAACUUAUACGUAAUCGUUUACUUGAUAUUCGUCAAAUGGAUGGACAUGUGGCACAAUUAAUUGAUUCAGGAAAUAAUCCUGCACUUCAUUUUGCUGUUAAUUUCUUACGAAAUUGUGUUAUUGAACAACCAUGUUGUGUUGAUACUGAUAUUGCAUCAAUACUUGAUUCACUUCAUCGUAUAUCAUUAAUUGGUAAACAACCAGCUGAAGCUGUUCGAGAUUUACUUGAAAUAAUACGUUUAAAUUUUACAUCAUUAACACCAAAUAUUAAUAAUAAUACAAAUAAUUCUAAUGAAACAAAUUCAACAAAUGAUACAAAUACAAAUGCUCAAUCAACAUCAAAAAUUGAUAAAUUAGCUAUUAUAUCAUUAUCUGUUAUAAGUAAUGGUAAUAAAUAUUUAACAUCAACAGAUGAACUUGAAACAGUAACAAUAGCAAAUAAAGCUAAACAUAUAUUAAGUGAUUGGGUUACAUUAACAAUGACACAAACAAAUCGUAUUAGUCAGCAACAAUCAUUUCAAGGAGUUUUUAACCAAAUGAAUAUGCAAGGUUUAUUUCGUUCAGAUGAUACAAUUGCAAAAUUUCUUCGUAUGACAAUUCAAUUAUGUGUUAAUAGUGUUUAUGAUAUAAUACGUCAAGCACCAGCUAUAUCAUCAUCUUCAUCAUCAUCCUCAUCAUCAUCAUCAACAACAGCAACACAACAAGCACAUUAUACACGUUGUCAUCAAGGCAUUGAUUCACUUUGUAGAUUUUUAUCACUUUUAACAACACAUACAUCAGAUAAUAAUAAUUAUGGUGCACGAAUACAUUUAAUUAAUCGAAUCUUAGGUAUUUUAGCUGCACAUUGUUUUGCUGAUCAUGAAGAACAAGGAGAUCAAUUCCAUCCAUUAGCUUAUCAAAGAAUUAUUCUUAAUUUAUUUCAAGAAUCAACAGCAGCUGUUACAUCAACAAUGUCAAAUACAACACCAAAUCCGGAUACAACAACAGCAAAUGAAAAUGUUAUGCAUUAUAUUUAUUUAGCAUUUACAAAUUGUUUACAUCUUUUACGUCCUCAACGUGUACCCGGUUUUGCAUUUGCAUGGCUUGAAAUAGUUGCACAUCGAACAUUCAUGUCUCGUUUACUUUUAUCAGGUGGUCGUUUUGUUCGUCAAACACAUAAUAUGUAUGCAUUAUUACUUGUUGAUGCAUUACGUUUAGUAACACCAUUUAUACGUUCGGGUGAACAUGCCCAAUCAUUUCAAGUUUAUUUUAAAGGUAUAUUAAAAACAUUUAUGUUAUUAUUACAUGAUUUUCCUGAAUUUUUAUGUGAACAUUAUUAUCAAUUUUGUGAUGCAUUACCAUUAAUUGCACAUCAAUUACGUAAUAUUGUUUUAUCAGCAUUUCCUAAACAAAUGCGUUGUCCAGAUCCAUUUUUGGUUAAUUUUAAAGUUGAUAUGCUUAAUGAUAUAUCAAUUGUUCCGGUGAUAGCUUAUAAUUUUUCACAAAAUAUUCAACCACCUAAAUUUAAACAAAAUCUUGAUUCAUAUUUACGUACACGUGCACCAGUUACAUUUUUAUCUGAAUUACGUUCAUAUUUACAACAAGGUGCUGAUCCUGGUUCACAUUAUAAUAUAAGAAUGUUAAAUGCACUUGUUUUAUAUGUUGCAACACAAGCAUUAUCAACAUUAAAUAAUAAAACAAAUGGUCAACCAUUAAUGUCAUCGAUAACACAUUCAGCACAUAUGGAUAUAUUUCAAAAUUUAGCUGUUGAUUUAGAUACAGAAGGACGUUAUAUAUUUUUAAAUGCUAUGGCUAAUCAUUUAAGAUAUCCCAAUACUCAUACACAUUAUUUUAGUUAUACACUUUUAUAUUUAUUUGCUGAAGCUAAUUCAGAAGCUUUACAAGAACAAAUUGUUCGGGUUUUACUUGAACGACUUGUUGCUAAUCGUCCACAUCCAUGGGGCUUAUUAAUAACAUUUCUGGAACUUGUACGAAAUCCAAAUUUAAAAUUAUGGUCUCGUGAAUUUAUGAGUAUUUCACCAGAUGUUAAACGCUUAUUGACAACACUUACCCGUGGCUUUCCUCACAUUCAAAGUACACCAACAGCUACCCAACAACAACAACAACAACAAGCAGCCGUUGUCAAACCCUAGUUAUUUAAUCAUUCAUCAUAUCGUUUAAUAAAUUUUAUUCGUUGUUAUUCAACAAACCAUCAAUUAAAAUGGCCAUCAUCUCGUGUUCGUCAAACAUUUGUCGAUUAUUUUACUCAACAUUCUCAAAUUCCCCAUACAAUAAUACCCUCAUCAUCCGUGAUUCCACCAAAAGAUUCAGGAACUUAUUUUGUCAACAGUGGAAUGAAUCAAUUCAAAAAUAUUUUUCUUUCACAACAAAAACAUAAUUCUCAACAAUGUGUUGUUAAUUAUCAAAAAUGUAUACGUGUUGGUGGAAAACAUAAUGAUUUAUCAGAUGUCGGGCAUGAUACAUAUCAUCAUACAUUUUUUGAAAUGCUCGGAAAUUGGUCAUUCAAUAAUGCAUAUUUUAAACGGCAAGCAUGUACAAUGGCGUAUGAUUUAUUAACAAGAAUAUAUGGACUUGACAAAGAUCGAUUAUAUUUUACAUAUUUUAAAGGAGAAAAUAAUCUUAUUGAAGCAGAUAAUGAAACAAAACAAAUAUGGAUUGAUUUAGGAAUUGAUCCAAAACGAAUUUUACCAUUUGGAAUGAAAGAAAAUUUUUGGGAAAUGGGAGAAAUAGGACCAUGUGGUCCAUGUACGGAAAUACAUUAUGAUCAUACAGGUUUAGGUGAUGCAAUGCAAGUUAAUGCAGAUAAUCCACGUGUUGUUGAAUUAUGGAAUCUAGUUUUUAUGCAAUAUGAACGACGACAAGAUAAAUCUUUGAUCCCUUUAAAUCAAGUUCAUGUUGAUACUGGUAUGGGGCUUGAACGUCUUGUUGCUGUUCUAAAUACUAUGGAAUCAAAUUAUGAUACUGAUUUAUUUACUCCACUCUUCGAAACAAUUCAUUCUUAUUGUCCGAAAUCAUCUUCGAUUCCUAUUUAUUCUCAAGCAAAUCAAAAUCAACAAUAUGCUUAUCGUUUAUUAGCAGAUCAUGCACGAAUGUUUACUAUUGCGAUUAGUGAUGGUCUUGUACCAGAAAAGAAAGGUAUUGGUGGUUUAGUUAAAAAAAUGAUUGAACGAGCAACACGUAUUGCAUAUGAAUAUUUACAUAUUGAUGAAGAAAAUGUUGCUAUAUUAUCGAAAUUAAUUCCAAUAACAACAAAAAUACUUUCUCAAGCAUAUCCUGAUCUGAAUGGGAAAUUAAACCGUACUGUUGAAUUAGUUAAAUCUUGUGAAAUAAAUUAUAUGAAAAAAUAUCAAUUAGCAAAACCAUUUAUGGAAAAAUUCAUUCAAAAUAAGCUUCAAGAAUCGAAUUAUAUGAUAUCUGGUGAUGAAAUUUAUCGUUUAUAUGCAGGAAAAUAUCAAAAUAUUAAUGUUCCAUUAGAAAUGAUUGAAGAUUAUACACGUUUAUAUCCACAGUUAAAAAUUGAUUGGACAAAUUUUGAUGAAUUAAUGCGUGAAGAAACACGUAAAAGUAAAAUGUAUUCAAUUUAUAAUAAAACUGUUAAAGCAAAUCAAAAUAUAUCUGAUCAUCAUCAUCCAACCGAUAAAAUUUUUGAUUUAAUCAAACAAUCAUCGAAAGUAAAAUCAACUAUUGAUGAACCAUAUAAAUAUGAAAUAGAUAAAUCAUUGAAUGCUGAAAUACAAUUAAUUAUUAAUGAUCAAUUAAAUAUUGUUCAAUCAAUUGAUAAAAAAUUGAAAUAUUAUAUUCUUCUUGAUCGAACGAAUUUUUAUUCGACAAGUGGUGGUCAAUCAUCUGAUCAGGGAACAAUUCAAUUUUCAAACGAUUUAACUUUUCAAGUCGAAAAUGUUUUUCGUCUUCAUGAAUAUAUUCUUCAUUAUGGCCAUUUUUUACAAAAUGGAAAUGUUACAGAUCAAAAUGUCGUAUGUAAUGUUGAUGAACAACGAAGAUUAAAUCUAAGUCGAAAUCAUACAACAACACACUUAAUCAAUAAAGCUUUAAGAGAAAUAUUAAAUGAUUCAAAUCUUAUACAAAAAGCAUCAUUAAUACAUGAAGAUUAUUUUAUUUAUGAAUAUUCAUCAAUUAAUACCGAUACAACAAAUAAAGUUUUUGAACAACUUGAAAAACGUAUCAAUGAAAUUAUUCAACGUGAUCUUCCAAUAUCCAUAAGUUCACAUAAUUAUAAUAAUAUUCGUUCUGACACCAAUAUCUAUCGAUUAUCUAAUGAAUUAUAUCCAACAAAUGUUCGUUGUGUUAAUAUUGAUUCAACAUAUUCUCGAGAAUUAUGUUGUGGUACACACGUAUCAUCAACAAAACAAAUAGAAGAUUUUCUUAUUGUUCGUGUUGAUUCAAAAGGUCAUAGUAAUAAACGUCUUUAUUGUUUAACUGGUUCAUAUGCUAAACAUGCACGUGAUUUAUUUGAAAAUGAUUUUCAAAAAAAAUUUCAUUAUCUUGAACAACAUCAAAAUGAAAUGUCUUUAGAUAAAUUCUAUUAUGAAUGUCAACAAAUACGUGAAAUAUAUUUUGAUGAUAAAUCUUUAUUAUUUCCAUAUAAUCAACGUUUAAAUUAUAUUGAUCGUUGGCAUAAGUUAAUACCAGAUAAGAAAAUCUUACGAAAAUAUUUUUCAAAUCAAUUAAAUAAAAAUUUAGAAAAUAAUUUUAUGCGAUCAAAUGUUGAUCUACCAAUAUAUGAUAUUGGUUAUAUGCUUUUACGAUAUAAUGAUGAAAAUAACAAUCGUAAACAUCAACCAUAUGUAAUCUAUAUAAAUUUUCAUCAAAAAAAAUUAAUUAUUUAUUUAAAAAAUCCGCGUCAACGAAAUCAAUUGAUUGAACAUAUGAAAAAUCAUUAUAAAAUGAAUCUAGUCACAAAUUUUGAGGAUUAUGAUCAACAAACACGUGAUUUAUUUACUAUAACAAAGAAAUUAGCUGUUUUUGAACCGAUUGAAAAAGAUAUUUCAUUUGAUAAAAUCAAUUUUCAAGAGAUGUGUACUGAACUUUUUUCAAAUGUUUUUUAG
Adineta steineri is the source of this 10377-nucleotide messenger RNA. The record is from the annotation of a GenBank genome assembly. Lineage: Eukaryota; Metazoa; Rotifera; Eurotatoria; Adinetida; Adinetidae.